Molecule: messenger RNA, 456 nt
Organism: Pseudovirgaria hyperparasitica
Lineage: Eukaryota; Fungi; Ascomycota; Dothideomycetes; Acrospermales; Acrospermaceae
Product: iron sulfur cluster assembly protein 1
Exons: 2
Biological process (GO): iron-sulfur cluster assembly; intracellular iron ion homeostasis
Cellular component (GO): cytoplasm; mitochondrial matrix
Molecular function (GO): 2 iron, 2 sulfur cluster binding; ferrous iron binding
Source: RefSeq, a predicted model, not a curated record
CUGCUCGACCAUUACAACAACCCCCGCAAUGUUGGAUCAAUGUUGAAGACUGAUACCGAUGUCGGAACGGCACUCGUUGGCGCACCGGCGUGCGGAGACGUGAUAAAGCUUCAGAUCCGAGUGGACCCCAACGAUAACACCAUCAGCGAUGUCAAGUUCAAGGCCUUUGGAUGUGGUUCGGCAAUUGCAAGUUCAAGUUACUUGACAGAGUUGGUGCGUGGGAUGAAGCUUGAGGAUGCGGCCAAGAUUCGGGAUGCCGAAAUUGCGAAGGAAUUGUGCUUGCCACCUGUGAAGCUUCACUGCUCUGUGCUCGCGGAGGAUGCCAUCAAGUCGGCAAUCUCGAACUACUAUACCAAGAACCCGAAGGCCAAAGCGACCGAUCUCGCUGGAACAGGAGGUGUGAUGCCGAAAAUUGAGAUUGAGAUGCAAGAUACGCCCCAGCAGGCGACUGCAUGA